Mauremys reevesii (Reeves's turtle) is the source of this 2237-nucleotide messenger RNA. It is a transcript of the gene TPRA1, whose product is annotated as transmembrane protein adipocyte associated 1. Gene Ontology annotation, molecular function: G protein-coupled receptor activity. The record is from RefSeq and is a predicted model, not a curated record. NCBI's taxonomy places the organism in Eukaryota, Metazoa, Chordata, Testudines, Geoemydidae. The transcript is spliced from 11 exons. The coding region runs from base 199 to 1359 and encodes 386 amino acids. Gene Ontology annotation, cellular component: plasma membrane. Gene Ontology annotation, biological process: G protein-coupled receptor signaling pathway.
GGCGAGUCGCCGCGCAGCUGGACAUUUCGGUUCCGGCUGUUGUGUAGCCACGGCCCUGGGCUUCAAAAGCUUUUCUUAAACCGAGGUCUCUAGCCUGGCUGGUCCGGAGUGGCGGGCGGAGAACAAUACUCGGCUCCGUUAAGGGUUGUUAAGACUGUGGACAGUUGUACUCCGUGUCCACUGGAGAGCAGAGGCAGGAUGUCCCAGUCUGUGACGUCUGCGGUGAGGUUCUCCACGUAUGACAAUAUCACCCACUCUGUUGCCGAUGCCCUGGUUAUGGCCUCAGAUAAUGUGACGGCUCUGCCCCAAACAACAACAGGGGCAAUCAACGACACCAACAUCACUGUGCCACACAAGUGCCUGCUCUUGCUAUAUGAAGACAUCGGGAAGUCCAGAGUCCGCUAUUGGGACCUUAUGCUUCUGGUUCCCAAUGUGCUUUUCUUUGUCUUUCUUCUCUGGAAACUGCCUUCUGCCAGGGCCAAGAUCCAUGUCACCUCUGGUCCCAUCUUUACUACCUUCUACAUACUAGUGUUUGUGGUGGCUUUAGUUGGGAUUGCUCGUGCAGUUGUCUCCAUGACAGUCAGUGCCUCUGAUGCUGCCACAGUUGCUGAUAAGAUCCUGUGGGAGAUCACGAGGUUCUUCCUCCUGGCCAUUGAGCUGAGUGUGGUGAUCCUAGGCCUUGCCUUCGGUCAUCUUGAAAGCAAUUCCAGUGUCAAGCGUAUACUGGUGAUCACUACAGUGUUGUCACUGGCUUACUCUGUUACCCAGGGGACACUGGAGAUCCUCUACCCUGAUGCUCACCUCUCAGCAGAAGACUUCAACAUCUAUGGCCAUGGAGGAAGGCACUUCUGGCUUGCCAGCUCCUGUUUCUUCUUUCUGGUCUAUUCCUUGGUGGUGAUUCUUCCAAAAACUCCCCUGAAAGACCGGAUUUCUCUACCAUCUAGGAAGAGUUUUUAUGUCUAUGCUGGAAUUCUCGCUCUGCUGAAUCUGGUGCAGGGCUUGGGCAGUGCCCUUCUCUGUGUGGAUAUCAUAGAAGGAUUGUGCUGUGUCGACGUCACCACGUUCCUCUACUUCAGCUUCUUUGCACCUCUCAUUUAUGUGGCAUUCCUGAAAGGCUUCUUUGGGUCUGAGCCGAAGAUCCUUUUCUCCUACAAAUGCCAAGUGGACGAGCCUGAGGAUGUAGAUGUGCACCUCCCCAAUGCCUAUGCUGUGGCCAAGAAAGAGGGCGUGGAUUCCAGCUUCUACUCCAGCACCCAAAUCGACACCGCAGCCUACCUGGAUGACGUCGCCUCAAUGCCCUACCACGUGGGAAGUGUCAACAGCAUUGACAGUGACCGCUGGAAAGCCAUCAAUGCCUAAAUCAACCCAGACCCCCAGCACGAUGCCACCCUCCCAUAUCACACAGCUGCUAGGAUGUGCAUCACAGAUGGUCCUCAGUCACUUGGUGUGGCUUUUCCCUCUUUCCCUGGGCUUUAAAAAAAACCCAUUGUGGAACAAAAUAGCUCCAGCCCUCCCAGAAGGACCUUUUGAAUCUUCAUGUGAUAACAGCCUAGACCAGCUUUGUUCAUAAAUAUCUAAAUGCUGAACCUUCCUGAUCCUUGGUGUUCCAGAUGUAGCUGUGACCCAAAAGAUGGGCCUGGCUGCCACCCGUUCCUUUUCAGUGACUGAAAACACUUGUGUAACUGGGAGGGGAGUGGGAUUUUGGGGUGGGCGAGUUGAGAUUGGCUUCUCCAUGGCGUAUAUGUGCGAAGCAUUCAGCACAUGGAGCCAAAGGCACUUUCAUGGGCUGUCUCAACAGGUCCCCUUUCCCAAGUCAUAUUGCAUUGUAUUGUAGGAAGAGCGCUGUCUGGAGAGAGGAAGCCUGGGAGAGCAGGGCUGCUCCUCAAUUCCAGCAGAUACAGAUGGAAAUCAUGAACUGUAGUAAAAUGGAAAUUACAAGGAGUGUUUUGGGCGUGUAUGGGAGAAGGCUCACUGAUAAACGAACUGUUAAAUGUGUCCUGUGACCAUUACAGGGGCACUGUCUGGGAUCUGGCAGAUCAGCUAUAUCCUGGGUCAAGGAAAGAGACUUUUAAAGAGCCAGCAUUGCUGUCUGUUGGAGAGACAGUGGCUAUGGAAGGGUCUCUGAAGACCAUGCUUAUGCGCAACUGAACUCAUACUGUGAACUUGCGGUGACAAGUGGCUAUGUAUUUUACACUGAAUUAGGGUUGAGUUUUAAGAAUAAAAUUGGCCAAGUGUGA